This is a messenger RNA of Biomphalaria glabrata, 4520 nucleotides long. Its product is annotated as SCY1-like protein 2. The record is from RefSeq and is a predicted model, not a curated record. Gene Ontology annotation, biological process: protein phosphorylation. The transcript has 18 exons. Gene Ontology annotation, molecular function: protein kinase activity; ATP binding. Lineage: Eukaryota; Metazoa; Mollusca; Gastropoda; Planorbidae. Bases 344 to 3289 code for a protein of 981 amino acids.
GCCACCAAGUGUGUAAAAUUGAAGUUUCAGUAGACAUUAAUCACAGGCUAUAUUAAAUCCCAUCCUAGACACAGCUGUUACUUCUUUGUGCUUGAGUCUCAUCCUAAUUGUAUGUGUGUUUGCUCCUUAAAUACACACAAAGGCAGUGAAAUGGGGAUUGGGAGGCGAUAUGUGUUCCCUGAUGUUAUAUUGAUGUAGGAUAGACAGAUAUUUUGAUGUUAAAAUGUCAUUUGUUUUUAUAGAGAAUUAUGAUUUGAAAUAUUGUGUGGAGAAUAUACAUUAGUAUUAAGUUUCUCAUUCUUUAUUCUCUUGAGGAUAAUUGCAUUAAUUUUCUUUAAAAGAAAUGGAAAACCUUUUAGAUAAUGCUUUGAAAAAAACAAAAAUUUCACAAUGGAUGGAGGAAAGAAAGCAGCAAAAGAAAAAUUUUGCUGAACUCCAGCUAAAGAAAGAAGACUUUAUUACUGAUAGAUUAAAUAAGAUGGAUGUGCUGAACAGGCUUAAAAAUGCAGUGACUAGCGUAAUUCCUGGCAACCCACUGGCUAGAGAUUUUGACAUUCAUGGGCAGGUGGCCAGCACAGGUCCAGGAUUGCUGUGGAAAAUUUUUUCUGCAGUCAAAAAAAGUACCAAAGAGGAAGCAGCAGUUUUCUACUUUGAAAAAAAAGUUCUAGACAAAUAUCACAAGAGAGAUAAAGAAGUAAUUAUAGAGUCUUUACGCAAGGGUGUGCAGCAGCUAACAAAGUUGAGGCAUCCCAGAAUUCUCUCUGUCAUACAUCCCUUAGAGGAAACAAGAGAAGCUUUGGCAUUUGCCACAGAGCCAGUGUUUUCAAGUCUGGCCAAUGUUUUAGGCUCUUGUGACAACCUGAGUGGUGGCUCCAAAAUCCUCUCUGAGUUCCAGCUGUAUGAGGUGGAGAUAAAGCAUGGGUUGCUUCAGAUCCUUGAAGGGCUUGGAUUUCUUCACAAUGAUGCUAAAAUGUUACAUCGAAACAUUUGCCCUUCCUCUAUAGUGCUGGCUAAAUUUGGAACUUGGAAAUUGGCUGGCUGUGAGUUUGUCCAGCAGGCUGGGGAUUCCCAGGACCAGAAGGCAUUCUUCACAUGUCAUGAAUGGAGAAGUGACAUGCCAAGAGAUGCUCAACCCAACUUGGACUACAUGGCUCCAGAGUAUGAAUUAAACCACACCUGCUCUCCUGCCAGUGACAUGUUCUCAUUUGGAAUUCUUAUGUACGCACUACACAACAAUGGGAGACCACUCUAUGAAUGCGAGGGAGAGUUGAGAACUUUCCGUCAAAAUGCUGAGGAGCUUGGUAGCAUGCGAAACUCUUUGUUGUCCAAAAUGCCAUCCCAACUGGCAGAUCAUGUGAAACUGUUACUUAACUUAGAGCCAACUAUACGGCCAGAUGCUGCUCAAAUGAUGAAGAUUCCUUUUUUUGAAGACAUGGCGUGCAUUGCGCUCCAGUAUAUUGACUCACUUUAUCAGAGAGAAAAUAUUGAAAAGUCCAAUUUCUUCAAGGGUCUUCCAAAAAUUAUAGAAUGCUUGCCAAAACGAGUAAGUCAGCAGAGGGUGCUGCCAGCACUGUUCAAAGAAGGGGUCAACGCCAACAUGGUGCCCUUCAUUCUACCCAGUAUAUUCUUGAUCUCAGAGCAGAGCACCACCGAGGAGUACAGAGAGAUGGUACUUCCAGAGCUGAUACCUUUUUUCAAGAUAAGAGAACCAAUACAGGUUAUGUUGAUGUUUCUACAAAACAUGAACCUUUUGCUGAGUAAAACUCCAGCUCAACAGAUACAGACUUAUGUUUUCCCAUUGAUCUUUGCUGCAUUAGAGGCAGACAGCCCACAGAUACAGUCGACAGAUGGUGUUUCAAUGCAGGAACUGUGCUUGUCCAUAAUACCAACAUUUGCAGACCUGAUAGAGUAUACUACACUGAAGAAGUCUAUGAUACCAAGAAUCAAGAAACUGUGUCUUGGAACCUCUGUGCUGAAUGUACGUGUGAACUGUCUGCUGUGUAUUGGUAAAUUGAUGGACCAGAUGGACAAGUGGUUUGUCUUGGAUGAAAUCCUUCCAUUUCUGAGAGAGAUUCCUUCUAGGGAGCCAGCUGUGCUGAUGAGUAUCUUAGGCAUUCACAAAGUGGCCCUGUCGGAGCCAAAGCUCGGUAUCACCAAAGAUGUCAUGGCUAACAAAGUGCUGCCUUUCUUGAUUCCACUUUGUAUAGACAACAACUUAAAUUUAAACCAGUUUAAUGCCUACAUGGGUGUGGUCAAAGAAAUGUUGUCCAAAGUUGAGACAGAACACAGAACUAAACUGGAACAGUUGGACCAGAUACAACAGGAACACAAAACUUUAGAAAUCAGUAAAAUUGUUGGAGAGAAUGGAAGUUUUGGGAAACAAGGAGAAGGAAAGACAUUUAUGGACAAAUUUUGGUCUGGUAUAGGUUUUGGAGGUGGAGGAGGUGGGGAAAGUAUGAAGGUCAAUGCCAGCUCUACUCCAGAAGUGAACUCUGGGGUCAAUGUUACACCAAAGAAGACCACUCUGUCAUUGGAAGAAAAGCAAAAACUGGCUAAGCAACAAGAACAGGAGAAAGCGCUGAAGUCCCAGCCACCGCUAGAUCCUCAGUCAAAGACCCCAUCUACUAGUAAGCCAAGUUCUGUUACACCAUCUUCUGGACCACGGGACCUGACCUCCACAUUGAUGGAAUCCAACAUGCGUAACCUGAGCAUGAGCUCAAAGUCUAGCUCCGGGAGUAAUAUUGGUUCACCAGCUGGAACUCCCAUGUCCACAUCUGGAGGAGCUAACUGGCCAGGCGCAACAGGCAUGGGUGGAGGAGUUAACUGGGCAUCUGCUUCCUCAACCAACUCACAUUACAUGACCCCACAGCCAUCCUUAUCUUCAUCAAACACAUCUUUUCCUUCAGCUGAAAAGCCUAAGGUUGACCUCUCCUCCUUUGAUACUCUGCUGACCACACCAUCCUCUGCUAAAAAGGUGCCAGUGAACCAAAUGGGCCAGACCACAGGCAUGUGGACAGCCUCACAGCCAGGCAUGACGCCUCGACCAUCAUUGGGCAUGACUGGAGCAGGAGGCAUCUCUAACAGCCAGGGCUGGGGACAGAACACAAUGCCCAGCUAUCAGCAGCCCACAUUUGGAGCCUUUACAGCAAGCCCAUCCACCAAUCAAAGCUGGGGGGGAAGUGGCAUUAGGCCCAUGUCUGGAGUAAUGCAGCCUAUGCAGGCAUCACAGCAGAACAGUGCAGCCAAUAAAUCUUUAACUAGUGAUGACCUCAAAGACUUACUUGGAUGACAACUUUAGAUGUUAUAAAAUGUAGGACUGGAAGACUUUUUUUCGAAUCCCAACUUUUGAUUGAGGGAUUAGUGUAAUCAGGUUUUUCAUUUUGUUGUAUUUAUUAAUUGCAUGUAAAUUUAAAACAUCAUACUAAAUUUACGGAUUCAGUUUGAUUUUUGGCAGGUAACUGAAGUGUAAAACAGAAGUUUGUUUCCAGGUCUCAAAGUAUAUGUUAGGUUUUAGGUUUGACCCAUUUAUUGGUAUGAAGUUAGUGACACGCCUGCACAGUUACUUAAACCUCUUGCCAUUAUUCACAAGAGCCACAAUGUUAUUCAACAGCAUAUUAGAAAAACAAAUGUAAGUUUAAAAAAAAAUCCUCAACUUACAAAAAAAAAUCCUCCUUUCUAAUGGAAUUAAAAUGUAUGAACUUGGGGUGUGUAGCCAAAUGCUACUUGCCACCUUGGCUUAUGCUGUUCUAGGACAAAUCAUUUUUUUUUCAAACCAGGUCUUUUAUUCCUAUUAACUUUCACACUUUUGAAAUGUAAUAUUGAAAUGAACAUUAAAAGGUCCAAGUGUUUUCACUUGUUUCUGUGAAGUUUUUGUUUGGCAAGCUCAUUUGACCUGAAGGUCUGUAUUUUCCCCAUUUUGUCUGAUGUGCUAAUGCUAAAUGGUCUCCAACAUGGAGUAAACACGAUUAACCUUUAAGAGGAUUCCAAACAGAGACUUUAACCCCUAUUGGCUUCAAUACUGCCACUUUGGUCCCAUCAAAUUGGAAACAAAAAAUAUAUUGAAUCCCAGCAUUUUCCAAUGUGCUUCUGUUAGGGGCUUUGAGAUGCAUUUGAACUUCAGUGAUGCAAUAUUGAACAAAACAUCCAUGUCACAUCAUGGUAUGCAUAGUCAAUGGAACACUGAAUCUAGGAAAUUUGCUAAUUUUAAAUCAAACUUUUACAUUCUUAGAAUUAUUGCUAUUAAAUUAUAACACUUACAGAGCCAGAUUUAUGACUGGGCACUGCCUAGGGCCUCACCCUGAAAGGCUUGAGGCCUCCACAUUUUAAAAAUAUAAAGUUUUCACUAAAUAUACAUAUUAAAUAUGUGGGAAAAAAAAGAAAAAUUCGGUAAAAUAUACUAGAACUCUUAAUUCUUUCUUCACAAAUACUAGUUUUUAGGUUUAUUAAUAUCAAGAGCAUUUCUAUUGAAGCUUAAGAAGUGUAGUGUCCUUCAAAAAAAUACUGCUCAGAGGCUCCACUUA